Xenopus tropicalis (tropical clawed frog) is the source of this 2025-nucleotide messenger RNA. RefSeq names its product integrator complex subunit 14 (gene ints14). The record is from RefSeq and is marked provisional. Gene Ontology annotation, cellular component: nucleus; integrator complex. NCBI's taxonomy places the organism in Eukaryota, Metazoa, Chordata, Amphibia, Anura, Pipidae.
GGAACCGGACGCAGUGGUACGUCUGGAUCAGCUGUCCGGCAGGAGCUUUACUUUAGCGGUGUUACGGGAUGUUUAAACAGUGAUCUGGGACUGCGGGCUGUGUAAAGAAAAUCGGAACUUUUGGUUUUGCAAUUGCAUCAGCCACCAUGCCCACUGUAGUGGUAAUGGAUGUGUCCCUUUCAAUGACAAGGCCAGUUCCAGUGGAGGGGACAGAAGAAUUCCAGCGCAAACACCUGGCAGUUCAUGGCCUUACAAUGCUCUUUGAACACAUGGCCACCAACUACAAACUGGAGUUUACAGCAAUGGUUGUCUUUUCUUCCUUGUGGGAACUAAUGGUUCCUUUUACUAGGGAUUAUAACACACUUCAGGAAGCGUUAAGUAACAUAGAUGACUAUGACAAAACUUGUCUGGAGUCAGCCUUGCAAGGAGUUUCCAGUGUUGUGCAGCAGGAAUGGGGUGCAUCUAUUCCCUCACAGAUUGUGCUGGUUACUGACGGCUGCCUCGGCAUUGGGAAAGGCUCACUGCAGCACUCUCUAGCAACUCUUAACCAGAGGAAUGAUAGCAACAGAUUCCCAUUACCCUUCUCUUUUCCCUCCAAGCUCUAUAUAAUGUGCAUGGCAAAUCUGGAAGAGCUACAGGGCUCAGAUUCUUUAGAGUACCUUGAGCGGCUAAUUGACCUGAAUAAUGGAGAGGGUCAGAUCUUCACUAUAGAUGGGCCUCUCUGCCUCAAGAAUGUCCAGUCCAUGUUUGGGAAGUUGAUAGAUGUGGCAUACACUCCAUUUCAUGCUGUCCUUAAAUGCGGGAACCUUUCGUCGGAUGUGCAGGUGUUUCCCAGGCCAGAACCCGUGAUUACGGAUGAAGAAAUUGAUCCUCUCCCCAAAACCAUUAACACAGACCUAGAAGUUGUGGGAUUCAUUGAUAUUGCUGAUAUUUCCAGUCCUCCUGUCCUGUCCCGUCACUUAGUCCUACCCAUUGCCCUAAACAAAGAGGGAGAUGAAGUUGGAACGGGUCUCGCUGAUGAUAUGGAGGAUGAAAAUUCAGCCAAUCAAAUUGCUGGGAAAAUUCCAAAUUUCUGUGUCCUCCUCCAUGGCAGUCUUAAGGUGGAAGGGAUGGUAGCUUUAGUGCAGUUGGGCCCAGAUUGGCACGGAAUGCUCUAUUCCCAAGCGGACAGCAAGAAGAAGUCUAACCUAAUGAUGUCUCUUUUUGAACCUGGACUUGAGCCUUUACCUUGGCUUGGAAAAACGAUGCAGCUGGGACCCAUAACAGAUGCAAAAGAAAAUCCUUAUGGAGAAGAAGACAACAAAAGUCCCUUCCCUCUGCAGCCCAAGAAUAAACGGAGUUAUGCACAGAAUGUGACUGUAUGGAUAAAACCCAGUGGCCUUCAGACGGAUGUGCAAAAGAUUUUAAGGAAUGCCCGAAAGCUCCCAGAGAAAACACAGACCUUCUAUAAAGAGCUGAACCGACUGCGAAAGGCAGCGCUGGCUUUUGGUUUCCUGGAUCUCCUAAAGGGGGUGUCCGAUAUGCUGGAGAGGGAAUGCACACUGCUGCCAGAUACUGCACAUCCUGAUGCUGCAUUCCAGCUUUCCCAUGCUGCAGCACAGCUUAAGCUCGCCAGCACAGGCGGAUCGGAACAUGGGGCUUAUGAUCAUAAUAUUGUUCCUUUACAGACAGACUUCUCUGGCAGAAACUCUGACAGGAUAUGAACCUUGUGGAUAAUAGAACAAUUGCUCCCUGUUGGUACAGUAGCAGCACAGCACUUUGACUAAGCUGUGGGACAUUUUUUUGUAAUUGUCAAAGUCCUGACCCAUCAAGAACAAAACCACAUACAACCUGGUAUUACUGUGGACUUUUUAAGGAUACAAUGAUAUCUUCAUUCUUUUUGGCAAACCCCCUGUAUAGCCCCUGUCUUUCCAAGUUGCCUUGCAGAAUCAAGAACUGUUUUUUUCUUAACUCCUCUUUUGCUGGAGUGAUUUAUUGCUGUGGAUCCCCAACUUUUGGGUUACUAAAGACAACAUAAAAAUGAAA